Molecule: messenger RNA, 1926 nt
Organism: Cylindrotheca closterium
Lineage: Eukaryota; Bacillariophyta; Bacillariophyceae; Bacillariales; Bacillariaceae
Source: the annotation of a GenBank genome assembly
AUGUACAAUGGCAUUGGAGUAGCGACAGUCCGAGGAACAGCAACCUCAGGCCAUGUCCAAGCCAAUCGUAGUCAUGUCCGAGGCUCUCGUUUGCGAAGGCAACGAGAAAUGAAUGUCUCACAAGGUCCCAAGCCUUAUCAACCAGUUUCAGCUACAGCUCGUGAAAAAGGAAAUGCGGAUAUUCAAAAGCACAUGCGCAAGCGAGAAUUGGAGAAUCGCUUGCUCGAGUUGCAAGAAGACUUGGAAGAUCAACGCUUCCCAGAGGAGGAAAUCAAACGGCGGGUACAACAGGAGCGCAGUCGACAAGAACGAAUUUGGAAGGAUGAAGAUGAGGCAGAAAAAGCUGCUGGCGAUCGUCCCUUUCGCGGAAGGAGAAUGGAAGGUGGUCGAGGCGGCUGGGAUCGAGGUGGCGGUGGUCGUGGCGGCUGGGGUCGGGGUGGAGGUGGUAGGAAUUAUAAAUCUGAAAACACUCAUGUAGAAGCCCAGAGAAAGGAGGCAGAGAAUAGACGUUUGCGAGAUGCCUUUGGCAUUCGAAGAACUGACCACGUGGAGGGUGCUGCCUUUGAUCGGGAACUGCAAGAAAAGAAACGCCAGGAACGCAUUGCCAAGCACGAAGCGGUUCGCAAAGAAGAAGAGAAGGCACGAAAAAAGAUUGAAAAGGAGCGCAAGAAGGCUGAGAAACUUGCCAAGAAGGAGGCAAAGGCUGAAGCAAAGAAAAACAAGGAGAAAGAUAAGAAGGAGAAAGGAUCAAAGCGAGGAAGAUCCAAGAGACGCAGAUCUCGCUCGUACUCCUCAUCGUCUUCGUCAUCUAGUUCACGAGGCGGAAAGAAGACAAGAGGGCGAUCCAAGAGAUCUAGAUCCUACUCCUCGUCCAGUCGAAGCAGCUACAGCAGUUAUUCGUCAAGAAGCCGCUCCUACUCUUCGGAUUCUUACUCUUCGCAUACUUCCUACAGCUCUCGCUCGUACAGUUCCUCGAGAUCUAGAAGCCGAGGUCGGUCGAGAAAGAAUCGUACUGACCGAAAGAGAUCACUCAGUUCUGGAAGCGGAUCGUAUUCCAGUCGAGAUAGCCGGGACAAAAGCAGAAGAAAGCGUUCCAAACGCGAGGGAUCGCCGAGCUCGGGUCGCAAAAAGGUCGUAAAGGAAACUAGUGAUGACCGAAAGCGAGAGGAGAAAAAGAGCGAAGAAGGGGACGAAGCCAAAGACGAAGGGCGCAAGGACAGUGUAAAAAAGUCGAGAAGCUCUCGCUCACCCUCCGAUUCGAGAUCUCCUUCUCGCGGGCGGCGCUCUCGCUCUCCAAGUGAAGACAGUCGCGACAAGAAACCAAAGGCCAAGAAGGUGGACAGCAAGGACAGUGUAAAAAAGUCGAGAAGCUCUCGCUCACCCUCCGAUUCGAGAUCUCCUUCUCGCGGGCGACGCUCUCGCUCUCCAAGUGAAGACAGUCGUGACAAGAAACCAAAGGCCAAGAAGGUGGAGAGCAAGGACAGUGUCAAAAAGUCGAGACGUGAUCGCUCGCCCUCAGAUUCGAGAUCUCCUUCCCGUGGGCGACGCUCUCACUCUCCAAGUGAAGAUAGUCGUGACAAGAAACCAAAGGCCAAGAAGGUGGAGAAAUCACGACGGGAUCGUUCACCGUCUAGAUCCGAAUCUCGUGAUCGCAAGCGGCAGUCACCUUCCAGAAGUCCAAAAGGCCGUGAUGGAAAAGCCAAGAAGAAGAAGGGACAAGAUGAGGAAGAAGCAAAGCGAGGACGUGCCGAGAAGAAGAAGGCAAAGCGCAGCCGUUCUCCUUCGGCAUCUCCAGCUCGCAAGGGACGUUCUCGUGGCCGUGGAAGAUCUCGCUCCAGCAGCUAUAGUCGAAGUUCUUCCAGAUCAUCCAUUGGGUCGAGGUCACGUUCACGUUCACCUUCUAGAUCCCGAAGCCGCUCUCGCUAG